GGCACGUACGUAUCACGAAUGCAAAAAUCGCGCUAGAUCGUCCGAGGAGCGGAAUACCGAGCUCGGCGAAUGCUGGUAGGCAAGAAAGGGCGAGUAUCGGUGCAUAACAAGAGUGUCGGCGAGACGAUGGCGUCAACGGAGCAAGUUGGUCUAAACAAGACGUGGGAGCUGUCGCUCUACGAGUUACACCGAACGCCGCAGGACGCGAUAACAGAUAACACGGAGAUAGCGGUAAGCCCGCGAAGCUUGCACAGCGAAUUGAUGUGCCCGAUAUGCCUCGACAUGCUGAAGAAAACAAUGACAACCAAAGAGUGUCUCCACCGUUUUUGCUCCGACUGUAUAAUCACUGCACUUAGGAGCGGCAACAAGGAAUGUCCGACGUGUCGGAAGAAGCUGGUGUCCAAGCGUUCGCUGCGCCCCGAUCCUAACUUCGAUCUUCUAAUUUCCAAGAUUUAUCCGAGUCGUGACGAGUACGAGGCCCACCAGGAGCGCGUACUGGCUAAACUAAACAAGUCUCAUUCGCAAGCGGCGCUCGUUAAUUCAAUAACAGAAGGGAUCAAGCUGCAGAGUCAGAACAGGCCCCAGAGAUCUAGAAAGAAUGCCAACGAGCCAGAGAAUCCCAAUGGUACUACGCCCAAUAACAUCGGAGCAAAUACCAGCGGGAGAACGACACCUGUCACUCCGAUCAAUCCUGCUAAUCAAAGCGACUCCUCGCAGGGACUUACUGGAAAUAUUAAUAACAGUAAUGGCCUGGGAAAUGUUAUUUCUAAUACGAAUCAACCAAAUUCUAACAACAACGUAUCUCAGCCAGCUAGUAGCCCUGCCGUUUCAGGGACAACGUCCAGAAAUUCAACGACACCAUCUCCAAACCCAUCAAAUCAAAUUCCUAAGCCAGCAAAGCGUCAGAAGAGUUUACAAAAUUCGGAAAAUGAUUCAGCGGGAUCUAGUGCGGAGGCUGAAACAGGCGGUGGUGAUUCUAUGGUGGAUACCGAAGGCGAAGGACCUAGUGAACCGUUAAUGCUGAACGAGAUUGAAUUAGUUUUCAAACCGCACCCAACAGAAAUGGCAGGCGAUAAUUCACUGAUCAAGGCAUUGAAAGAAAACAGUAUUCGAUAUAUAAAAACAACGGCGAAUGCGACAGUUGACCAUCUGAGCAAAUAUCUCGCAAUGCGUCUGACGCUAGAUCUGGACACAGAGUUGUCGGAGUCUCACAGGCAUUUGAAUUUUUGCAUCUACAUCGCACCGUCCCCAGGACAGCUCGUGGUUUUGAGUGGUUCCCAAACGUUGCGUCAAGUUAACGACAAAUUUUGGCGAGUAAACAGGCCCCUAGAGAUGUAUUAUUCCUGGAAGAAAACCUAGGGAAGGCCCAAGAAGUCUCAGUCAGACGAAGGCUAGCAUAUAAUCGAUAUAAACUUGACUCUGGGUAAAGGAAUUUUAGAAAAUAGCUAUAACCAUGUUACAACUUUUCUACGUGAAAGAGAGAGAGAGAAAGAGAAGAAGAAGGAGAAGAAGA
Molecule: messenger RNA, 1513 nt
Organism: Diprion similis
Lineage: Eukaryota; Metazoa; Arthropoda; Insecta; Hymenoptera; Diprionidae
Gene: Sce
Product: E3 ubiquitin-protein ligase RING1-like
Exons: 4
Coding region: 70-1359 (429 amino acids)
Cellular component (GO): PcG protein complex; ubiquitin ligase complex
Molecular function (GO): ubiquitin protein ligase activity; chromatin binding
Source: RefSeq, a predicted model, not a curated record